Cottoperca gobio is the source of this 315-nucleotide messenger RNA. Its product is annotated as gastrin/cholecystokinin-like peptide. Gene Ontology annotation, molecular function: neuropeptide hormone activity. The transcript has 2 exons. Lineage: Eukaryota; Metazoa; Chordata; Actinopteri; Perciformes; Bovichtidae. The record is from RefSeq and is a predicted model, not a curated record. Gene Ontology annotation, cellular component: axon; extracellular region. Gene Ontology annotation, biological process: digestion. The coding region runs from base 1 to 315 and encodes 104 amino acids.
AUGUCAGGGAAAGUUGUUAUGGUGUUUGCACUGCUGGUUGCACUGCUAGUAUCCUCUGCAGUUGGAGAGGCGAAAGAGAAUCAUCUACUGCAGCAGCUCUUAGCCAAGAGGAGUGCCAGAGACUCGGCGGGCAGACAGGAGCCGGUUCCGCAGGCUCCCUCUGCACGCCUGGAGAGACGGGCACACUUGUCGGAGGAUGAACGGGAGAUUAUGACCAAACAAAUUAUGCAAGCAAUUUCAGAGAUGAAGUCUGAGUGCUUGUCAGAUCGGGACUACCAGGGCUGGGUGGACUUUGGACGCCGUGACGCAGAAUGA